AUGCACCUCUUAUCUCUCCUCCUCGUUGCAUUCAGCGGCCUGGUCGUCUCUGUGCCCCAGCAUGGAGCCAACCUGUUCCGGCCCGAACCUCGCGCCAACCAUCUUGACUGGAACGCACCCCGUGGUCACAGCACCUUCCUGAUGAAACGGUCCAACCUCCUCUCAGAAGAGUACUUCAACAACCCGCCGGUCAAACGAUCCCCCGACACCUCCCCAGCUCACCCCGUGGUACCCCUAACCAAGUCAUCCCUCUCCGACCGCGCCACAUCCGGCCAAUGGGAGAACCUCGAGGGCAGUUCCACCUGGAACCCGACGCCCGCCUCCUGGGGCGGGUCCCGACAGGACGUCUACUACGUGCACAAAGACCGCACGUGCAAGUACCGGACCUACGACGGCGGCAAAUGGGGCGGCUGGCAGGACAUCGGCGGGUCGUUCGACUCGCCCGCGGCGGCGUGCAGCCGCAAGAAGGAGAACAUGCACAUCUUCUGCAAGGGCACCGACGGGCAGGCCUGGCACCGCGCCUACGACUCCGGCAGCGGCAGCGGCGGCUGGGGCCCGUGGCAGGGCAUGGGCGGCAGCGUGAAGCACUACCCGUCGGCCUGUUCCUGGGGCAAGGACCAUGUGAGCGUGUACGUGUCGUCCAGUGAUGGCGAGUGCUGGCACCGGAGGUAUGAUGACGGCCAGAAGGGCUGGUACGGCUGGGAGAACAUGGGUGGGUACCUCGACGGUCCGCCCAAGGCUGUCACCUGGGGCCAGGGCCAUACCAGCGUGUUCUGUAAGGGCCAGGAUGGGCAGGCCUGGCAUAGGAAGUAUGAGUCUGGUUGGGGCCAGUGGGAGAGUCUGGGUGGUACGCUUGAUGGGGAGCCGGCGGCGUGCGCGUGGGAUGGCCGGAUGGAUGUCUUCGUGAAAGGGUCUGAUGGUGCGUGCUGGCACAAGACGUACAAGCGAGGCACGGGGUGGGGUGGCUGGGAGAAUAUGGGCGGAAAAAUAAAGGGUGGAAAGGCGCCGGAUGUGGUGUACUACGGUGGUAAGAUGGAGGUGUACAUCACGGGUGACGACAACGCUCUUUACCGGAAGGUGUGGAAGGAUGACAAGUGGACUUCGGACUGGGAGAAUAUGGGAGGUAGUAUGUAUACCAAGCCGAAUGCCGUGACUUGGGACGAUGGCAAGAUGGAUGUAUACGGGUCUGGGUCUGACGGGAGCUGCAGGAGGUGUUAUUGA
Messenger RNA from Chaetomium globosum CBS 148.51, 1221 nucleotides. RefSeq lists its product as uncharacterized. The record is from RefSeq and is a predicted model, not a curated record. The transcript has a single exon. Lineage: Eukaryota; Fungi; Ascomycota; Sordariomycetes; Sordariales; Chaetomiaceae. Bases 1 to 1221 code for a protein of 406 amino acids.